Acanthoscelides obtectus is the source of this 897-nucleotide messenger RNA. Lineage: Eukaryota; Metazoa; Arthropoda; Insecta; Coleoptera; Chrysomelidae. The record is from the annotation of a GenBank genome assembly.
CAACGUACAAAUUGUAUACAUUGACAAUGAUAGCUGACAAAUUGGCCCUACCACGACUGCGGCAGAAGUUCACCACACUAUGAUCUAGAGCAUAGCAGGGCAAGCUCGAUAGGGUGUUUUGUUAUUUGCAUAAUACAGUGAUACAUUCGAUAACAAGCCUACACGAAAAAUAGAAAUGGCUGAUGAAAGAAGGGUUUUUGAAUUACCGUUUGAGCUCGACUUGCCCAACCUUGAGGCCAUGAUGGAGGACAUGCCUCAAGCAGCAAACGUGGGAGUGCCGGAUGGUAGAAGAUACUUCGUACUUCCAUUUGAAGCAAGAAUGUUUUUCUUUAGUUUUUUAUUCAAGCUGCAAUUCAUGGAUACUUUUCUUGUUAUUACACAGCUCGAUUCCAGUGAUGAAGAAAUGGAAUCAGAAGAUGGAGGAGAAGAAGACGAGGAACCAACACAUGUGAUGGCGGACUCAACAAGUAUAUGGUCUUCGUUUCCGGUAUCCAAUCCAAACGAUGGACCAUGCGACACUACAAGUGUAUUUUAAGUCGACGACAGUGACGACGGAAGCGAUAGUUAGAGCAUUGGGACUUUUGUUUUGGCCGAUGGCGACCCAAAUCAAAGUCACUGAUACCAUACCACACAUGCUGAUCGUCCUGAGCAAUGUCAAACAUCGCGGAUACCGAAUGAGGAUGAGGAGUUCAUCGUCGCCAAUGAAAUUAGACUUUUCGAAAACGACAUGUUGUUAUCGGACUAAUCAUCCGAACUGUCAUCAGAUAUCGAUGAAAAUCUGGAAGAUUAGUUUGCUAACGAUAUUUAGUAUGAGCUAGUAUAGCUGAAUGUAGUUGUAUUUUUUGUUUGUUAAUUAUAAGUCGUAUAUGUAUUUUGUAGGCUGGAUUUAAGAAAUUG